This is a messenger RNA of Pantherophis guttatus, 2098 nucleotides long. NCBI's taxonomy places the organism in Eukaryota, Metazoa, Chordata, Lepidosauria, Squamata, Colubridae. The record is from RefSeq and is a predicted model, not a curated record.
AUGCAUUCACAGGUUCAAGAAAUCAUUGUUCAAUGUAAUGAAGGCUCAGAUGCCAUGUUUUACAUUGUCCUGGGCUACUUGGGGCUCCUGGCCACCAUCAGUUUCACUGUGGCUUUCUUUGCCAGAAAACUGCCUGAUACUUUUAAUGAAGCCAAGCUGAUCACCUUCAGCAUGCUUGUGUUCUGGAGUCCUAUCAACUUCAACUGUGUCAGAAGAAGGAAUCUGAACUUCUUGCCUAUCCUUGGUGACCUCACCUCCCUCAAUUCCAUCCAGAUGGCCCACAUGUUGAACAUCUACAAGUUUCCACAGCUUCACUACUUUCUGAAAAACACCCGUUUUAAUAACAGUGUGGGAGAAGAAAUUUUUUUUGAUGAGAAAGGGGAGUUUGACCCGGGAUACGACAUCUUCAACUUUGUCUCCUUCCACAAUCAAUCCUUUCAGAGAGUCCAUAUUGGAAAGAUGGUCUCCAAACCUCUUGAUGGGAAGAAAUUCACCAUUAAUGAAAGUGCCAUUGUAUGGAAUCACAAGUUUCAGCAGGUGGGAUAUUUGGCAUACUCAAACUUGGUAGACUAUUAUUUGGAGGUGAAGAUAUUCUUCUCCAAUGACCUGAAAUUCCAGAAGCAAAGGAUGGUGAUGGUACCUCCCCAUGCCAGAUGUGUAGAGAGCUGCCGUCAGGGGUACAGCAGAGUUGUUCAGGAGGGAAAACAUAUUUGUUGCUACAAUUGUAGACAAUGUUCUGAAGGAAGAAUUUCAAUUGAAACAGAUGCUAACCAAUGUGAGAGAUGCCCAGUGGAUCAGUAUUCGAAUGAAGAAAAGAUCCAAUGCCUUCCCAAACGUUUCAGCUAUUUAUCCUAUGGUGAACCCUUGGGAAUCGUUUUGAUUUCCUUGAUCCUUUUCUUUUCAUUAGUUGUCAUUUUGGUGGCACUGGCCUUCAUUCUGCACUGGGACACCCCCAUUGUCAAAGCCAACAACAGGAACAUCACAUGCAUCCUUCUUUCCUCUCUCCUGCUUUGUUUUCUGUGCUCUCUGCUCUUCAUAGGUCGGCCUGGGAAGGUGACUUGCUUUCUCAGGCAAAUUAUGUUUGGCACCAUUUUCUCUCUCUCGGUUUCUUGUGUCUUGGCCAAGACCAUCACGGUUGUUUUGGCCUUCCUGGCCACUAAGCCAGGAAACCAGAUGAGGAAAUGGAUAGGAAACAGACUGGCAGGAUCCAUCAUUGUCUUCUGCUCAUGUAUUCAAGCUAUUAUCUGCAUGAUAUGGUUGAUCAUGUCUACUCCCUUCCCUGAGUGGGACAUGCAUUCGCAGGUUCAAGAGAUCAUUGUUCAAUGUAAUGAAGGCUCAGAUGCCAUGUUUUACAUUGUCCUGGGCUACUUGGGGCUCCUGGCCACCAUCAGUUUCACUGUGGCUUUCUUUGCCAGAAAACUGCCUGAUACUUUUAAUGAAGCCAAGCUGAUCACCUUCAGCAUGCUUGUGUUCUGUAGCAUUUGGGUGUCCUUCAUCCCAGCCUAUCUGAGCACCAAGGGGAAAUACAUGGUGGCUGUGGAGAUCUUCUCCAUCUUGGGCUCUACUGCAGGUCUCCUGGGUUGCAUCUUCCUGCCCAAAUGCUACAUCAUUCUCCUGAACCCACAUCUGAACACCAAACAGCAUCUAACCAGGAGGACAGAUUAACAAUGAAUAAUUCUGUAAUUCAGCCUUUACCUGGUUACCAAAAACAUUCAUGGGAAAAGUCCAAAUAUUCAAGCUCGCAAACUUCAUCAUGCAAUUCAAUGCUAUUUCUUUUCUUUAUGUAUGUAACAUAUAUAAUCAAUUUCUAAGGCUUUAUCCGAGCUGUAGAACAGUUAAAUAGUGAAAUCCUAUACUGUAAUUUUUUGGCAUUUUUCUGGUGAUCGUGAGUAAUCUUAGGGGUGAUCUGAAAUAUUGAAGAAAGCCAGGAAUAUGUAAUUGAAGCUGUCCCUUUAAGGAAGUGUGCCUGUUCCAUUACAGGCUUGCCUUAUGAAACACUCUGACCCUAAUCUUUGGCAGACUUCUUCCAUCCUAGCCUUCCAUGCAGCUUUGAAGACCUGGCUUUUCCACCAAGUGCUGGGUCAGAUUAGCUGGCUGG